Porites lobata is the source of this 2716-nucleotide messenger RNA. Lineage: Eukaryota; Metazoa; Cnidaria; Anthozoa; Scleractinia; Poritidae. The record is from the annotation of a GenBank genome assembly.
AUGGCUUCAGUUAAACGUGCUCGAACCGAAGAGCCAGCAGCUAAAUUAGAUUUUUCAAAGCCGUGGAAGAUGAGCGAUGUUGUCCUGCUGGUAGAGGAUGAAAGAUUUCAUGUGCAUCGAAACGUGCUCGUGUUGUGGUCGCCGGUGUUCGAGAAAAUGUUGAACGCAGCUUCCAGGGAGAAGAGCAAAUCUGAAAUUUGGCUUGCGGGAAAAAACGCAGACAGUGUUAAAACUUUGCUGAUAAUGAUGUACCCGCCUGGAAACGAUGAGGUUACAUCUGAAAAUUACAGGGAGAUCUUGGAACUGGCAACGGAGUAUCAGAUCGCAUCUAUUGUUGAGAAGUGUGAAUGCUUUCUGGUAGAUGAGCUAAAUUUUGAUACGUUACAAAAAAGCAGCAAUCAUCAGGAUCCCAUUUCCUUGCUCAUUUUGGCACAGAAGUACGAGUUAAAGGAGCUGGAAAGUGUUUGUGUGAAAUAUGCUUCUCGAUACAACUUGAAAGAACUACAAGAACACGAGCUGUAUGAUUCAAUUGAGGAAGAAAAUUACACGAACAUUUUGGAAUCAAUCGUCUCCAGAAUGGACCAUGCUCGCGUCAGCUUACCGUCAAAGGAAACCUUAAAAGAAAUCAAAGCAAAGGGAAUCGAGAAUGUGGAUGCCAUUGUCAAGAAUUUGUUGAAACAUGCUUCGCACAAGAAUUUCUCCUCUGGUCGUGAGUUGAACACGCAGGACGAUGUGGAAGCGUAUCUUCUGGCGCUGAAGUUAGACAACACUCAUCACAGCUGCCCUGGUAAGGCCAAUGAUAUCUGCCCAGGACUCGGUCCAGUUUCAGUUCUACUCAAACAGCUUAAAGGAACUUUUGAGUCCCUUUAUUAAGGGUGAUAACAGCCAUUCUUCGUUUGCAACUUACAACGUGACAAGGCGGUCAUGUUGCAUGUUGUUACUCUAUAUUUUUGUUUUACAAAUACAUGAAAGCCAGUCGAGUAACUUAAGUGUCAACUAACACCAGCAGGUGGACAGGGGAGUACCAUCACCUUUUGGAUGAAUGAGGCUGAGUUUAUUGUGAAGAAUUAUUCAGAUCAAGAAAGGUUUUCAUUCACUGGCGCACCACAGGUUAACACAGAUAACACCUUGUUUGACCUGCAUAAUUCUUUAUAUCAGAAUAUCAUAUCGUAAGAAAAGCCAGAUUCCAUACAGUCAACUCUCAUCUUGUGGACAUUCACCAAUGAUAUUAGCUGUGGUCACACUACAGACUUUUACCUAGGUAAAACCGAUUUACCUAGGGCAAAAUCAUCAAAAAUCUCCCGAGGUAAAUUCAUCUUGGGUUUUGUUUUACCUAGGUAAAAAUUCUGGGAAGGUCACACUACUUAUAUCGGCUCCCAAAGUUUUCACGCCAGUUGAAUUUUUUGGAGCGUAAAUUCAAGACGGCAAAAAUAUGCGCAGGGAUCUAGCUGAUCAAAGAGAUGUUUUUUUUCUUUUUUCUCGCUGUUAUUUCUUACGCUAAUUCAACGUUCAAGGUAAAGAAAGGCGAAAAUGUAGACGAUUCGUGCGCACAAAAUUUCUUUCACAGCGUGACCUAUGUCCGGUUCUGUCAUCAAGACCUUCGCCCAUGAGCGUCUAUUGGCUAGCAACCUCGCUAUUUCAUUUUUCCCUAGCCAUUGCUUUGGGGUAGCUGUCAAGGUAAACUCUAUUGCAGGGUUCGCACAGUCUUGAAAAGUCCUUGAAUUUUAGGGGAAGUCCUUGAAAAGUCCUUGAAUUCCAUUUUUCCUUGAAAAGUCCUUAAAUUUCUGUGCAAGUCCUUGAAAAGAGCUUGAAUUUUCUUCAACUUUGAAUGCAGUAGCCUGGAAAGAAUUUUUUGAUGCUUUUUGGUUGUCCAAGACAGAAUAUAAAUCGUAGCUCAGUGAAUGUAAAGGUCAUUUACAUAAAGUGCUCCAUGUUUUAUGCAAUAAUUAACUAUCAGUUUAAGACAAGUGAACUGAAAAAUGUAGAGAAUUUGGUGAAGCAAACAGUUAAAGCCUUAAAGUCUUAUUAGAAUAUACUGGGAAUAUGCAUUUUUGUACAAUCUGUGAAAUUAUAUUCCUAGUAGGUUGUCCUUGAAAAUCUAAUGUGGUCCUUGGAAAGUCCUUGAAAAGUCCUUGAAAAAUGGUUGCAAUUUUUUGUAUGAACCCUGUAUUGUUUUCAAGACAUAUCCAAGAUCCAGACGAUAAAAUUUCCCCGAGGUAAGUUACCUAGGGAAAAAUUGGUCACACUUAAAAAAUCAAGUUUCCCUAGGUAAACUGUCAACAAGUCGUGUUUACCUCGGUAAAAAGUCUGUAGUGUGACCACAGCUAUUGACAUCAGCUAAAUCCCCAACAAAAAUGAAUAACAAACUGAAGAAACAUGUAACUUGGAUUCUUGAGAGUGUCCAAACUAAUGAAAGAUGACUGUAGCAGAUUAUUGUUUUAUUAUUGAUUUGAAAUAUUCCAAAGUUCUUAACACCCCUACAUCUACAUGUAUGUAGACUUUUGUUCCUUAGGCAGUUUCAGUAAUCCCAUGGUGGGCUUCAUCAUGGAUGGUCUUGGCAGGGUUUUUAAUAGAAUUUUGUACAGCCAUUGCUGUGCUGCUUAGAGGUGUAACACCUGGCAUGCUCCAUGAAUUGAUCUACUGGUCAAAGCCCUUCCCUUUGAAAGCCGUAAUCCUUACCUGUGACACUCAUGACAGGUGUUACUGGUUCAAUUGA